Racocetra persica is the source of this 407-nucleotide messenger RNA. The record is from the annotation of a GenBank genome assembly. NCBI's taxonomy places the organism in Eukaryota, Fungi, Glomeromycota, Glomeromycetes, Diversisporales, Gigasporaceae.
CUGCUGAUAUAAGUAAUAUAGGGCAAACCUCAAUACACGCAACAAAUAAUGAAAUCGCAGCUAUAACUUCUAAUCAAAAUAGUCCUAAAGAGACUUCUUCUAGAUUUUUUGGUUAUGGUAUUAUGGCCGAUAAAAGUAUGUGGGGUGAAAAGAAAGUAUUAAUUAUUUGUUUUUCAUAUUGGAAUAAUAUUAAAGAAAAGCCAAUAAUUACCAUUGCCAAAGUAACUGAUAUAACACAUUGUAAUGCAGAAACAAUUUCGACUACGGUAUAUGAAAUGUGUAAACAAAAAGGAAUUGAUCCCCAAAUAUGUUAUUUUUGGCUAACCGACAAUACGGCAUAUAUAUCUUCAGAGGCCAAUAGUGCAAUUGCUAAAUUUAAUUUAUUAGUAGCUUCCAAAUCAUUUUGA